Columba livia (rock pigeon) is the source of this 634-nucleotide messenger RNA. Its product is annotated as AT-rich interactive domain-containing protein 3A-like. The record is from RefSeq and is a predicted model, not a curated record. The transcript is spliced from 4 exons. Lineage: Eukaryota; Metazoa; Chordata; Aves; Columbiformes; Columbidae. Bases 290 to 514 code for a protein of 74 amino acids.
AUCAAGGUUUGCAGUGGGUGCCUGCACAUUGUGUCAGACCAUUCCUGAAGAAGCUCAAGCCAACAGCUGAAGAAGAAGCAGCGGCACCUGGUGGUGAAACCAAUUUGCUACCUGACAUACAGCUAGACGACAACAACAGAGGGUGAUACACAAUUGACUAGUCCCAACCCUUUGGGACAAUGUAACGUAGCCUCUCUGAUCAUCUGUACAGCAUGUCAACCAUGUUGAACUCCUGGAGAAGAAGGUGGCCCUGACAGCAGAGGAGCAGCAGCAGCUGGUACAACACGUGAUGCAGCACAGCCUCCCGGCCAUGGCUUCCAAGUUCCCCGUGAACAUCAAGAUCUCCAACCGAGAUGACAGACAGGAGACCACAUUGAAGCUGUCCAACAACGGCAUUAGCAGUAUCAACAUGUCAAUAGAAAUAAUGGAGUUGUCUACACAGGGACUUUAUCUCCUUCUACAAUACGAAGAAUUUCGGAUUGGGCAGGCCCAGCUCGAUUGGUUGAUCCCCUAGUGUUGACCAACGAAGUGGCUUUUGCUAAAUGUGAAUCCCAGUUUUUAAAGGUUCCACCACCAAGUGCCUUCAGUGUAGUUUUUAGCAAACCAUUGUACCUUUCAAUUUUCCCAGAGGCUG